This is a messenger RNA of Aphanomyces invadans, 1441 nucleotides long. RefSeq lists its product as hypothetical. The transcript is spliced from 3 exons. Lineage: Eukaryota; Oomycota; Saprolegniomycetes; Saprolegniales; Verrucalvaceae. The record is from RefSeq and is a predicted model, not a curated record. Bases 1 to 852 code for a protein of 283 amino acids.
AUGUCGUUGUGGGAUCUGCCGCUCGUCACGUCCGUGGCGUUCCAUCCCCGCUCCCAUGCCAAGAACUCGUUGCUUCCAUCGAACGCCACCGAUGGCACGUUUGCUUCUCCCGCAGUUUCGCUGGGCUACCGCUUCUACCGACCGUCACCGACGUACGGAGCAGUCGUAUUGCUUUUCCAUGGCAAUGCAGAGAUUGCUCCAGAUUAUGCUGCAGCGUCGUCAGUAUUGGCAUCUCAAGCUAUCCCGACAGCCUUGCUGGUCGUGGACUACAGGGGAUAUGGAUGGAGCUCUAGCGAACCGAGCCUGUCAAGCCUCCUCGGAGAUGCAGAGCUCGUGGCAAGUCAACUUGACUCGGUUCUCACCUCAAACGUGCCCGUCGUCUUGUUUGGCAGAUCCAUUGGGUCACAGUGUGCAAUUCACUUGGCGAAAAAAUUCCCAUCCAAGUUUCAUGGCCUGAUCAUCGAGAGCGGCUUCCAUUCCAUCUUGCAACUUCCUAUGGUUAAUCAAAUGGCCAUGAUGCUCCCAGGCGGAGCUGGCAUGCUUCAAAUGCUACCAGAGCUCUUUCACUCACUCGACAAAAUGACUCAAUUACCCGCGACGACAUCUGUGCUUAUCAUCCACGGUGAGGACGACGAGAUUGCCCCAGUGAGCCAAGGCAAAGAAUUGUAUGCCGCUUGUGGAACAACCAAGAAGACCCUGAAAGUGUUCCCUAAUGCAGGUCACAACGAUCUCGUCCUGCGACACCAUGCACCGUACUACGAUGCUAUUCGUGCUCUCAUUCAAGAAGCUAUAGCGAAUGCCUCGUCAGGUAACUCAUGGAGACACCUCAACUCUUCAUGGCCCUUGGUGUAGCUGGCAACGAUCAAGACGUAAUCAAGAUAAUGGACGCGUUGUCGUCCAAGGAAUUCGACGAGGUGCUGGCACUUGGGGCUCAAGUCUUGCAAUCAGACCGUCUACAACUUGAAAGCCAGUGCCAAGUGUUGGAGUACAUGGCAAAAGCAUCUUGGCAUGCCCGCGACUGGCAAGGCGUCGUCAAGUACACAACGCGGCUGCUGAACCGACGUCCCGAGCAUAUCAAUGGGUUGUGCUUGCGAGCAAAAGCAUUCGCCGAGAUGAACGACUUGGACUCGAUGCGGGACGACGUGCUUGGACUCAGCGAACUCCUUGUUGGAACCGACGCAGGAAAGUCGACGGAAGCGUCCAUUGCUAUGGCGUUGUUGGCAAUUCACUCGUGGACAGUGCAAUAAUACAUGAUGCCACUCUCCACGUCAUUGAGUGUCGAGAACAACGAAUCACCAAUUCGGGCACAAGUUCAACUACGCAGCGCAUGCAUGCUGGUGUGAUGGCCACUGAGUGUUGAAUACGCAGCUUGCUCUCAGUCCCAAAUACAUCGUCGACGUGGGAUAUUGUCGCGGCGAAGGAGUGCCUUGUAGGCCCAUUU